Messenger RNA from Pteropus alecto (black flying fox), 2056 nucleotides. RefSeq names its product solute carrier family 30 member 3 (gene SLC30A3). The coding region runs from base 186 to 1352 and encodes 388 amino acids. Gene Ontology annotation, molecular function: zinc ion transmembrane transporter activity. The record is from RefSeq and is a predicted model, not a curated record. NCBI's taxonomy places the organism in Eukaryota, Metazoa, Chordata, Mammalia, Chiroptera, Pteropodidae. Gene Ontology annotation, biological process: response to zinc ion; zinc ion transmembrane transport. Gene Ontology annotation, cellular component: plasma membrane. The transcript has 8 exons.
GCGGGGCUCCAGCCGCCGCGGGAUCUGCAGUUCGGACUCGCCACAGCCGCCGCAGUUACCUCCACUCUAGUGGCCCCGCGGCCCUGCGGGGAGUCCGGGGGUCAGCUGCCUGUUCAGACCUGGCACGGGGCCGGCCCCGCCUCUCUCUCCCUCUGUGGGGCCUAGACGGCCGGGGCCACGGGGACAUGGAGCCCUCUCCCGCCACGGGGGGCUCGGAGACUACUCGCCUGGUGAGCCCCCGGGACCGCGGCGGCGCUGGUGGCGGCCUGCGUUUGAAGAGUCUCUUCACAGAACCCUCAGAACCCGUCCCUGAGGAGCCCAAACCUGUGGAGAUGCCCUUCCACCACUGCCACAGGGACCCCCUGCCACAGCCGGGUCUCACCCCUGAGAGGCUGCAGGCGCAGAGGCAGCUGUGUGCUGCCUGUGCUGUAUGCUGUGUCUUCAUGGCCGGGGAGGUGGUGGGUGGAUAUUUAGCACACAGCCUGGCCAUUAUGACCGAUGCAGCCCACCUGCUGGCCGAUGUGGGCAGCAUGAUGGCCAGCCUCUUCUCCCUUUGGCUCUCGACUCGUCCAGCCACCCGCACCAUGACCUUUGGCUGGCACCGCUCAGAGACUCUGGGGGCUUUGGCCUCUGUGGUCUCCCUCUGGAUGGUCACUGGCAUCCUCCUGUACCUGGCCUUCAUCCGCCUGCUGCACAGCGACUACCACAUCGAGGGGGGCGCCAUGCUGCUGACCGCCAGCAUCGCAGUCUGUGCCAAUCUGCUAAUGGCCUUUGUGCUGCACCAGGCUGGGCCCUCCCACAGCCAUGGGUCUAGGGGGGCUGAGUAUGCACCGCUGGAGGAGGGGCCUGAGGAGCCCCUGCCCCUGGGGAACACCAGCGUCCGGGCGGCCUUUGUGCAUGUGCUGGGGGAUCUCCUGCAGAGCCUUGGGGUGCUGGCUGCCUCCAUCCUCAUCUACUUCAAGCCUCAGUACAAAGCAGCUGACCCCAUCAGCACCUUCCUCUUCUCUAUCUGUGCUCUUGGGUCCACGGCUCCCACCCUUCGAGAUGUUCUUCGCGUGCUCAUGGAAGGUACCCCCCGAAAUGUGGGGUUUGAGCCGGUGAGGGAUACACUGUUGUCAGUGCCAGGAGUCCGGGCAACUCAUGAGCUGCACCUGUGGUCCCUUACGCUCACUUACCAUGUUGCCUCCGCCCAUCUGGCCAUCGACUCCGCAGCAGACCCUGAAGCUGUCCUGGCCGAAGCCACAUCCCGGCUCCACUCCCGGUUUGGAUUCUCCAGCUCCACCCUGCAGGUCGAGCAGUACCAGCCCGAGAUGGCCCAGUGCCUGCGCUGCCGGGAACCCCCCCAAGCCUGAGCUGGCCCAGCCCUCACCCCACUGCCAGGCCCUGGCUCAGCCCUGGACUCUCAGCACCUGCCUCCCUGCUCACAGAGCAGGGAUGAGCCAGGCCCUUCCCCCUUUCUCCUUCCUCUCGCCUUCUUCCCACCUGCCGACUCCCCAGCCCCCAGUCCCAGUAGGCAAGACCAAAGUGUGUGGGGGGAAGUGGUUCGGGAGUUGAGAUGAGCAGGAAAUCAGUGCAGUGGGGUUGUGUGGAGGUUCCCUGGUCCCUGCUCUCCACGGCCUGGGAUGCUGCAAGCGUCCCUUCCAUGCAGUCCAUUUGUCUGUGUGGCAGGCUGGCUGGCUUGGGGCAUCUGCCUAUCUUUGUGCUGUUAGUGUGCCUAUGCCUGGGGGAGGUCAGCAGAGGCCCCUCCCCACGUGGCCCUUGCUCUGUCUAUGCAGGAGCCCCAAAGCUCACACUUUGUCCGUGUGUUCUGGCCCUGUGGUUUUGUCUGUGUGUGUGUGUAUGUGUGUGUGCGCGUGCGUGUGUGUUUCUUGGUGCUGUGGCCUGUGUGUCUCUGUGCCUGUGUGGCUGUGCUAUGGUCUCUAUGAGUCUGCACUAUCCAUGUGUCUGUCUGGGGGUCUGUGUCCAUCCCUCUGUUGGUGCUGUGCCCUCGGCUAUCCCAGAGAGAGGGAGGACUUCGCCGCAGCUCCACCAAUAAACUAACUUAUGUCUAACUGCA